AUGCCUCAUCAUGCCAACCCUUGGUCCUCAUACAGUAAGUUAUCAAUGCGAGAUAUGUUGAAAUCUCUGUCUGUCAAAGAAAAGGGUCUUACAUCGAAUGAGCCUACACCAAUAUCUCAUCCAGUUGUCUUCCCAUCUGGUCCCCCUAAACAUGAUGACGGCCCAAGAGUGAUUUGGCUUGGUCAUGCAAGUAUAUACCUCAUGAUACCUCAUCUUAAUUUGGAGGGUAACAGGGAAUGGAGAGGCAUUCUAUUUGAUCCAGUAUUCUCGUCGCGAUGUUCUCCAAUUAGUUUUAUUGGACCAAGAAGAAGAUUAGAUGCUCCUUCUAAAAUAAAAGAUAUACCCAAAGUUGAUCUUGUAAUCAUCUCUCAUGACCAUUAUGAUCAUUUAGAUAAAGAGACCAUCAAGGACAUUGAAACGUAUCAUCAGGAUGUACAAUACAUGGUGCCUACCGGAUUGAGAACUAGCUUGAUGACAUUUGGAGUAUCGAAACGUUCGAUCACAGAGCUGGGGUGGUGGGAGGAAGACGUCACUGAUUUUUCCAACAGUCUAAGCGACACGAACACCCUAGGCGUCAAACAAACAGUUUAUAUGUCGGCUUCUUCUCCUCUCAAAAGCGUGUCUCCCCUCGACAGUGUUGAAUGUCAAAUCCUUUCUCCGAUCAAGGAGGAAAUUGCGGAGUCUCUUUCGCCAAUAUCACCAACAGCUCCUUUCAGCCCAGUAUCCACCACUCUAUCCAAGCAACGCUGUGAUGAUUCUGUUAAGGUAGUUUGCUGUCCUGCACAACACAAUUCUGGUAGAAGUCUAUUUGCCAAGAACAAGACUUUAUGGGCUACUUGGUGGUUACAAGUGAGAUUACCAGAUGGAAAGGUAUGGAAAUGCUUCUUCGGCGGAGAUACGGGUUAUAGAUCAGUCCAGGACGGUCCAAGCUGUCCCAUAUUCAAGGAGAUAAAAGAUCGUUAUGGAUCACCAGACUUGGCGCUGCUUCCAAUCGCUCACGGAUCAGUACUUCCUUAUUUGUCCUCCUUAAUUCCAUUUGUACAAUUCGAUUCUCAUAGAUUGACCUCUGCUGUACAUUGUUCACCUGAAGACGCAGCUACCAUACAUCAAGAUAUGGAAGCGAAAAUCACGAUACCCAUACAUUGGGCUACGUGGACCACGGAGGCAGAAACCAAGAUGAUCGUGAAAAGUUUAAGGCGAGCUUGCGAGGAACACGUUAUCAAGUUGAUAUGGUCUCAUAAACAAGAUGACAUUGACGUUGGUCAGACGAUAACGGAAGCGUAUAGAGGAUUCGUCGUUUGUGACAUAGGAGUUUCAGUCGCAUUGAUCGCCGAUCUCCAUUAG
This is a messenger RNA of Kwoniella shivajii, 1344 nucleotides long. RefSeq lists its product as uncharacterized. Gene Ontology annotation, biological process: N-acylphosphatidylethanolamine metabolic process; N-acylethanolamine metabolic process. The coding region runs from base 1 to 1344 and encodes 447 amino acids. The record is from RefSeq and is a predicted model, not a curated record. The transcript is spliced from 3 exons. Gene Ontology annotation, molecular function: N-acylphosphatidylethanolamine-specific phospholipase D activity; zinc ion binding. Lineage: Eukaryota; Fungi; Basidiomycota; Tremellomycetes; Tremellales; Cryptococcaceae. Gene Ontology annotation, cellular component: membrane-bounded organelle; cytoplasm.